Molecule: messenger RNA, 1915 nt
Organism: Rotaria sp. Silwood2
Lineage: Eukaryota; Metazoa; Rotifera; Eurotatoria; Philodinida; Philodinidae
Source: the annotation of a GenBank genome assembly
UGAAAAGUUCACCAUGGGCAGAAAUCCUUUAUACGCGGGUACUGUACUCAUUGAGCUCUACAAAAUAACAAAUACCCGAUUCGAAACGGAGACUCACACUUGGGGACCUUCCCUCGUGAGUAAUAGAUAUUAGUUUUAUAAUUUAGAAAACUAAUCUUGAUUAUUCCAUAAGAAUAGAAUUAUAGUGUAUUUUUUAAAGUAUUCAUUGUAUUUGAUUAGACUGCAAAAAAGAUAUUCUUUCCCUUAGGUUUAAAUCAAAAGAAAUCAGAUAAUUAAUAACAACUAGAAUUCGUUAGAUUUUUACCGUAUCCGGAAAUGCCGCGACGAGUUAUACUCUAAAAGUAAUAGCCAAUUAUGACUUGAAUAUUAUAAGAUCAUCAUUCAGAUUGUCUGAGAAAUAUGUAGGAUGUUCUACGAAGGAAUCAUUUUAAAUUGUUUAGAGCUUUUAUGCUAUUAUUUUGUCCAUACAGAGGAUCCUUUGAGACUACAGAAAUCUUAAAUUAUUACGUUUACCAUCUAUGAUGAGUAAGUGACUCCUUUAACCUUUUGCACUGUUCCUAGUCUCACUGGGUCAAUUCACUAUAGCUAAAAGGCUACGUUGUUCGACACGUAUUCACAAGAAUAAAUCUACAUCUACCAGCCUUCUAUUCAAAACUAUAAAUAGUAUUAGUGAUAGAAAUCAGUGAAAAAAAAAGCUCAAAACCACUUUGUAUAAUUUCUUAGUUAGUAUAAGAACACAAAUAAUCGAUUCAAAGUAUCUCAUACCUUCAAAGUAACUAUUAGAGUCAGACUAAAAAUCUCUGAUGAAAUUACGAGUAGAGUUUGAGUCGAAAUUCAAGAAAGUUUGAUCGAUCGUGUUGAAUUCCAAAAAAUUGUAGAUCUAACAGUUUCUAUUCAUAUCAAAUAUGUUUAAUAAAGAUUUUAAUAUCAUCUAGGUUCGAUAUUUGGUGAUAAUCCUUCUCGACGUCAAACAACUCCGUUAACAACAACUGCUUCAAAUAUAAAUCAACCAACAUCUUCUCAACAAACAUCUCAAUCAUCAUCACAACAACAACAACAAACAAAUAAUAUAUCUGUUAAUGUAACAAAUUCAUUAUUAGCAAGAGCUUUUGGUAUUCUUAUUCGACAAAUAACUGAUUUACUUGUUCGAUGGCCAUCAACAUUAUCUGCUUCAUCUUUAUAUCAUGAUGUUUUAACAACAACAACUACAAUUGAUGAACAAAAUACUUUUGAUAAUAUACAAAAAGAAAUUGAACAAUGUUUAUUACCAAGUUGGCAAUGGUUUGCAACAGUAAUGGAUUCAUUUGAAUCUCAAAUACGUUUUGGUAUGACAUUAAGUAAUUUAGUUCAUAAUGAAAAUGAUACAACAUUACAUGGUAAUCGUUUUCUUAAAAAUCUUAUUGAACGUACACAAAUAGAAACAAAGAAAAAAUCAACAACAAAUCGAACGAAUAAUCUACCAACAAAUGGUAAAGACAAUAAUAAGUUUUUCAAUAAUUAUCAACUGUAUAAAGGAGUACUUAUAUUCAGAUAACCGACAUUCACACUGUUUUAUCUGUCUUACUAAUCAGUGUAUGAGAUUUCGUUGAUCUUGAGAACUCAUAAAAGAAUAUAUCGGCUAAAUCAGGCAAAACGGGACAUUUACAUGUUUCAUUUGAGUUUAAUUCUUCUAAGAGUGAAUCUUUUGGAUAAAUUCUUUUAGCGUAGACUUAUGUGAAAAUGCUUGGUCUUUCACAUGGUGAUUAAUUAAAAAGUAAUUAGGGAAUAUCUCAUGAACCAGAUGAGAAAAAAAUCUGAAAACGUAAGAAUAGGCUCUAGGACAUGAGCUGCAUCUAUAAUAAAAUUUUCAGCAAAGUUGGACUCCAAAACAUUUCUUCCGAAAAACCGGUUUUCUAGAGACCCUAGACAGUGCAAA